This is a messenger RNA of Limanda limanda (common dab), 948 nucleotides long. Its product is annotated as E3 ubiquitin/ISG15 ligase TRIM25-like. The transcript has 2 exons. NCBI's taxonomy places the organism in Eukaryota, Metazoa, Chordata, Actinopteri, Pleuronectiformes, Pleuronectidae. Bases 1 to 948 code for a protein of 315 amino acids. The record is from RefSeq and is a predicted model, not a curated record. Gene Ontology annotation, molecular function: zinc ion binding.
AUGGCGCAGCAAGAAAUUCAACUAGACAGGGAAAGAUUCUCCUGUCCGAUCUGUCUGGAUCUACUGAAGGAUCCGGUGACUACUGUCUGUGGACACAGCUACUGUAAGAGCUGCAUUAACACCCACUGGGACAAAGGGGAGGAGAGAGGAAGCUACAGCUGUCCUCAGUGUAGACAGACCUUCACACCGAGGCCUGUCCUGGAGAAAAACACCAUGUUAGCUGAUUUAGUGGAGGAGCUGAAGAAGACUGGACUCCAAGCUGCUCCUGCUGAUCACUGCUAUGCUAGACCUGAAGAUGUGGCCUGUGAUGUCUGCACUGGGAGAAAACUGAAAGCUCUCAAGUCCUGUAUGAAUUGUUUGGCCUCUUAUUGUGAAAAAAACCUCCAGCUUCAUCUUCAGUCAGCUGCAUUGAAGAAGCACAAGCUGGCGGAGCCCUCAGAGAAGCUCCAGGAGAACAUCUGCUCUCGUCACGACGAGGUGAUGAAGAUGUUCUGCCGCACUGAUCAGCAGUGUAUCUGUUAUGUCUGCUCUGUGGAUGAACAUAAAGACCACGACACAGUUACAGCUGCAGCAGAAAGGACUGAGAGGCAGAGAGAGCUCGGGCUGAGGAGACAAACAAUCCAGCAGAGAGUCCAGGACACAGAGAAAGACAUGAAGCUGCUUCAACAGGAGGAGGAGGCCGUCAAUGGCUCUGCUGAUAAAGCAGUGGAGGACAGUGAGGAGAUCUUCACUGAGAUGAUCCGUCUGCUGGAGAAAAGAAGCUCUGAUGUGAAGCAGCAGAUCAGAUCCCAGCAGGAAACUGAAGUGAGUCGAGUCAGAGAGCUUCAGGAGAGACUGGAGCAGGAGAUCACUGAGCUGAAGAGGAAAGAACAUGAACUGAAGCAGCUCUCAGACACAGAGGAUCACAACCAGUUUCUACACAACUACCCCUCACUGUCACCACUGUGA